Akanthomyces muscarius is the source of this 1335-nucleotide messenger RNA. RefSeq lists its product as uncharacterized. The record is from RefSeq and is a predicted model, not a curated record. NCBI's taxonomy places the organism in Eukaryota, Fungi, Ascomycota, Sordariomycetes, Hypocreales, Cordycipitaceae. Gene Ontology annotation, molecular function: hydrolase activity, acting on ester bonds. The coding region runs from base 1 to 1335 and encodes 444 amino acids. The transcript is spliced from 2 exons. Gene Ontology annotation, cellular component: cytoplasm.
AUGGCAGCGAUGCAUUUCGCGCCUCUGUCUGUGCUGCUGGCACUAGCGACCGGUGCACCCCUGGAGGCGCCGUCCGUGGCGUCGCGCCCUCUAACUUUUGGCAAGGACGGAAACUUUCAGAUUAGUGUAUUUGAAGACCUUCACUUUGGCGAGAAUGCAUGGGAUUCCUGGGGUCCUCAGCAGGACAUCAACUCUGUCAAGGUCUUGAACAAUGUGCUUGACAAGGAAACGCCGCAGCUUGUCGUUCUGAAUGGCGAUCUCAUCACCGGCGAAAACGCCUUUGUCCACAACGGCUCCGCGUACGUCGACCAGAUUGUGAAGCCGAUCGUGGACCGCGGCUUGCUCUGGGCGUCCACCUACGGAAACCACGACAGCGACUUUAACCUCUCGUCGGCCUCGACCUGGGCGCGCGAGAAGACGUACCCCAACUGCCGCACCGGGCGCAUGGUCCCGGGACGCAACGCCGGCGUGAGCAACUACUACCUGCCCGUGUACCCGCGCAAGUGCUGCAAGCCCGAGUGCGCGCCGGAGCUGCUGCUGUGGUUCUUUGACAGCCGCGGCGGCUUCUACUUCCAGGAGACGCACCCCGACGGCAGCCGCGUCGGGCAGCCCGGCUGGGUCGACCAGAGCGUCGUCGACUGGUUCCAAAAGACGAAUGCCGAGCUGACGGCGCAGCACGGCCGCGUGAUCCCGUCGCUCGGCUUUGUGCACAUUCCCCCAUACGUCUCCCAGGCCAUCCAGAAGGAGCACGGCAGGGGCAGCAUCGACCCAAACACCAACCCGGGCAUCAACGACGACUACCUCCUGGCGCCGCAGGCGCAAGGGUGGUGCCCGGACGGCACAAACGACGGCUCGUGCGCGUACGGCGGGCAGGACGUGCCCUUUAUGCAGGCGAUUGCGUCCACGUCUGGCAUGAUUGGCCUCUUCUCGGGCCACGACCACGGCGACACGUGGUGCUACAAGUGGGAUCGCCUGGUGCCCGACACGACGGUGGCUGGAAACGGCGUCAAUCUGUGCUUCGGCCAGCACUCGGGCUACGGCGGAUACGGCAACUGGAUCCGGGGUGCGCGGCAGAUCCGUGUCAACCGCGCCGAGCUGAGGAAGAAGAACUUGACGGCGGAGACGUGGAUUCGUCUGGAGAAUGGCGCAACUGUGGGCUCAGUCGUGCUCAACUCGACAUUCAACCAGGACAGGUACCCGCCGACAAAGGACGACAUGACGUAUUGCCCGACUUGUAACUACACGGUCAUUACGCCGCACCCAAAGGCGGUCAGUGUGAAUAAGUUAUUGGAGGAGCCUUCGCACGGUGAAUGGAAGGCUGGUGGAGAGUUGUAA